AUGGAUACAGAUGUUGAUGGUCCCUUUUCCACUGUUGCAAAUCAUGUGACAAUUCCUACCCUUUUCCUCUCUACCCUUUCUUCCCCUCCCUUGACAGUUGACAAAGAGAUUGAGACAACGUUGUUGGAAAUUAGGUUUGGCUUGAUACCGUCCAAAGCUCGUUUUGCGUGGCAUAUGCUGCAUGAAACUGGUGUGCAUUGCAAUUGA
Sphenostylis stenocarpa is the source of this 207-nucleotide messenger RNA. NCBI's taxonomy places the organism in Eukaryota, Viridiplantae, Streptophyta, Magnoliopsida, Fabales, Fabaceae. The record is from the annotation of a GenBank genome assembly.